AUGUUCAUGAGUGCGAUCGCUCGACCACGGACUCUUCCAGAUGGAACUUACUGGGAUGGAAAGAUUGGCAUUUGGCCAUUCGGCAAAUUCGAACCGGCAAAACGUGACAGUGUCAACCGGAAAAAGGGAACUCUUGAGUGGAAGAACCAAUCAGUCGACACAGAAGAGUACCGGUCCAUGAUGCUGAACAACGUCAUCCCAGCAAUCUGCAACAAGUGGCCAGCUGGAGAGUUCUCGAAUCCUCACAUGAAAAUCCGAGUUCAGCAGGAUGGCGCUCCUGCUCAUUUUGACGAGAAAAAGGAUGAGGAAUGGAUCGAAUAUCUGGAAGCGAUGGGCCUUACCGACAAGCUUGUGCUGUACACUCAGCCACCCAACUCACCCGACCUCAACUGCAACGACCUUGGUUUCUUCCACGCCAUUGAUGCCGUGUACCAACGUGAAAAUCCAAAGAAACAUGGCGACAUCAUUGCCUGUGUUGAGAGGGCAUACUGGGCAUUCGAUCCAAAGAGGCUCAACCACAUCUGGUUGACACACAUGUCUGUCAUGAACGAGACCUUGAAAGCCCAUGGCAACAACGACUUCAAAAUUCCUCACAUGAAAAAGCAACAACUUGAGCGAAAUGGGAUGCUUCCUAAAGUUCUCGAUGCCGUAGAAGAAGCCCGCGACAUGCUGCAGGUAGCCCAGAGUGAUGCAGAGGGAGCCAUGGUGGAAUGA
Messenger RNA from Seminavis robusta, 714 nucleotides. The record is from the annotation of a GenBank genome assembly. NCBI's taxonomy places the organism in Eukaryota, Bacillariophyta, Bacillariophyceae, Naviculales, Naviculaceae.